UCCUGGGCAGGAUGCUAUGGGAACAGUCCCCAGGGUUGGAUCUCAGCAGUAACACCGCUGCAUGCAGGUGCUGAGUAGUUGGAUCCUGAUCCUGCCCCUGCCUGCUUGAUGAACCUUCAGCAUGUUGUUGCACUGAUGUAAUAAUGGAGGUUAAGGGAGAUGUAGAGGAAGGGAAAGGAGAGACAGCCAUGACGGAGAGGCCACCGGAGAGCAGUAGAGGAUGUAAGAUCAAUGAACAGUCUGCCAGAACUGGGGUGAACUGGGAUACCUGGAUGUCAAAGGGUCAGCGCAGCUUCGUUGUUCUAGGCACGCCAUGCACAAAGAGAUAGAAGAAACUCUCCGAUUUAAUAAAAACUGGAAAUUGUCUGGGAUCCAGAAGAUCUAUUAUAAUACUGUAGAAAAAGUCCUGGGAGGGUUUGGGACAAUCCCAGGGAAGCUGAUCUGGCCAACCAGCCUGACAACAACUCCAGAUGGCGACUUGGCAGUAAAGGACAGUGGCACAGGACAGAUCCAGAUGUACAGUGCUGAUGGCCAACCUAAGCAUAGAUUUCCGUAUGGAUUUGAACCCAUUAAGGGGCUGGGAGAUGUCACCUGCAUGAAAAAUGGUGUGCUGCUUGUUACCAAUGGGACCAAAGCAAUCCAGCUCUUCACGAAAGAUGGUGAACUGAUCCACGAGCUGAAAUCUCCCAAAAUCUCUUGGCCUCAUUCGUAUGGGAUAGCUGUCCUGAAAGCCAAUAGGAUUGCUGUGUCAGAUUGGUCCAACGCAGGGAAAGUUAACAUCAUUGGAGUGGACUGGAGAAUGAAUGCCGUCCUGAAAACGCACUCAAUAGAAGGAUUCCAUAGGCCAGUACGCGUGGCUGUCAAUAAGAAUGAUGAGAUGUUAGUGACGGAAGGGCAGCUCUUUGGAAGGUUCCAGGGUUGCUGCAUCAAGGUGAUCGACAAGGAAAGGAGUGUGAAGAAGACCAUCGGCCCCCGAUAUGGGAAAGCAUUUACUUUCGAAAACCCUUCUGGCAUCUGUGUGGAUUGUAACGGGAACGUCUUUGUCUCUGAUGAAGGGCAGAAUUGCAUUGUGAUGUUCAACCCCGACUCAUCCCUCUGCGCCAUCAUAGUGAGCGAGGGCUUGCAAGGCCCAAGUGGUCUCUCCAUGCUGGACCAUGGGCUGGUUGCUGUUGCAGACUGCUACAACCAUUGUGUCAAAAUCUGUAGGUACAAAUAAAUGCAGUGACAUCUCUGGGCUGGAAGCAAAUAAAACUCGAUAUAUA
This is a messenger RNA of Pogona vitticeps (central bearded dragon), 1262 nucleotides long. The record is from RefSeq and is a predicted model, not a curated record. Lineage: Eukaryota; Metazoa; Chordata; Lepidosauria; Squamata; Agamidae.